ACCAGUCCUGUGAGAGCCAGAUCAUGUCUCCUUCAUAUCCUCAGGAAAUGCUCAAUACUUAGUGAAGGAACAAAAGCUUACGAAAGAGUCAGGGGAAAAAUGCAACCUCCAGAACUGGGGUUUUCAGGGACACCCCAUGACAGAGUCACGAGAAACUCAUGGUCCCCCCACUCUGCUUCUCUUCUCAGGUCUAAGGACACCAGAAAAUACCAUGUGUUGGUAGGGUCACUUCAGGUCUCUGAUCGCCCAAGUUCUAAAACAACGACAAUCCCUGUGUCCAGGAUUAUCCCCUACCCUCACCUCCAGGGAAACACAACUAGUGCCAUUGCUGUGGCAAAACUGGCCUAUCCAGUUUCUUUUACCCCUGUUGUCCUGCCCAUCUGCCUCCCCUCAUCUGUAGUACAGCUCAAGAACUCAACCUCCUGCUGGGUGACUGGAUGGGGCUAUUCUGGAAUGCACCAACGUGAGGAUAUGAAGCCGUCUUACAUACUGAAGGAGCUGGAAGUGCCUCUUAUGGAUCUCCAGACAUGCAGUGACUACUAUCAGAAAGCAAACCUGCGUGGAAUCAAGCCCAUCAUCAGUGAAGCCAUGAUCUGCUCCAAGCUCCCAGUGGGUCAGACGGAUCGGUGUAUAGGCAGCAGAGGUGAUCCCCUGACAUGUAGAGUGGAGGAUUUCUGGGUCCUGGCAGGAGUGGUCAGCUGGGAGUCAAACUGCAUCCAAAACAAUGAUCCUGGAAUAUAUACAAACAUCAGUUUCUAUAAAUCUUGGAUUGAGAAGUCAGUCAUUUCACAUACUCACUUUUCUGCUGUCAUCAGUCUGUACUUCUCUGGGCUCCUCCCUGUAAUGCUUCUACCUCUCAUUUUCCUGGGGCUACCUUAAGUGGCUGAGGCUCCAUGCCCAGUGUGGAGCCCAAUGACCGAGCAAGACCUGAGGGGAGAUCACGUCGAAUUCCUAACCGACUGAGCCACCUAGGUGCUCCUAGAAGUUGACAGUUUUGAUGAGAGAUUUUGAGGAGUCACCAAGACAGAUGCAGUUCUGCUAUUUCUGCUAGUCACCAUAAGCCUAACAUUUCUGUUGCCUUUUAUCCCCAAGUCAACCUGGAAAACAAGAUCCCCAGUGUUAAUAAAGUUUGGUUGAUUCCAACUGUUAUUUCUUAUAUUCAUUCUUUUGAUGAAACUGGAGACAGUGCCUGGGGAAAUCCCAAAGCACAGAACUUUAGGGCUGAAAAAGAUCUGGAAAUCACCUGACCCAACCAAUCCCACACUCCACAGAGAAAGAAACUGGAGUCCAGAGAAAUUAGUUAAGUUUUCCCUUGCUGAAUUCCAGAUGAAAAUCAUCCAAUAUGGGGGGCACCUGGGUGGUUCAGUGGGUAACCCCCCUGCCUUCAG
This is a messenger RNA of Neogale vison (American mink), 1388 nucleotides long. RefSeq names its product serine protease 48-like. Gene Ontology annotation, biological process: proteolysis. Lineage: Eukaryota; Metazoa; Chordata; Mammalia; Carnivora; Mustelidae. The record is from RefSeq and is a predicted model, not a curated record. The transcript has 4 exons. The coding region runs from base 100 to 879 and encodes 259 amino acids. Gene Ontology annotation, molecular function: serine-type endopeptidase activity.